GGCAACUGUCAUCAGCACCGGCUCUCUCCCUCUCCGCUCUCCUCACCCACUCCAAACCGACGAUCAUGAACGGCCACUGCAACGGCAAAGUCCACGAGGAUGUGGAGGACUUCCACAAGAACGGCUUCAACGAGCUCAUCAUUGACACCAAGAAGACUGCGGUGCUCAGGAAGCACGAGACGUCCCGCAAGGUGUCGGAGGACAAGUCCCACCUACCCGCGCUGGAGGCCGCCUACACCACCAUCCUGCGGGAGCUCGGCGAGGACACUGACCGGCAGGGGCUGCUGCGAACGCCACUGCGAGCCGCCAAGGCCAUGCAGUUCCUCACCAAGGGCUACCAUGAGACCAUCGACGACAUCCUCAACGACGCCAUAUUCGAUGAGGAUCACGACGAGAUGGUGAUUGUGAAGGACAUUGACAUGUUCUCACUGUGUGAGCAUCACUUGGUGCCCUUUUUUGGGAAGGUUCACAUCGGAUACAUUCCCAACAAAAAAGUGGUGGGACUGAGCAAGCUGGCAAGAAUCGUGGAGAUCUACAGUCGGAGGCUUCAAGUACAAGAGCGUCUCACAAAGCAGAUCGCCACGGCGAUAGCAGAGGCUCUGCAGCCUAAGGGGGUUGCUGUUGUUAUUGAAGCAGCGCACAUGUGCAUGGUCAUGCGAGGCGUCCAGAAGAUGAACAGCCGUACAGUCACCAGCACCAUGUUGGGAGUUUACCUUGAGGACCCCAAAACUCGGGAGGAAUUUCUCACCCUUGCCCUGCAGAUCUAACGAAACUGGUCCUCAGCACAUUGUAGACAUACUGUCUGACUGUCACGAGAUCGUAUGACAGGAAAUUAAAUGUUUGAUGCGGGAGAUCACAUCGGGGCUCCUGCUGUUGUAAAAUGUACAUCACUGUGGACGGAGACAAGAAGGAGGACCCCAAGUGCCUUAGAUUACGUUUAUGUUACAAUCAGGAUGAAACUUGACUGUAUUUUCUUUGAUGGGAAUUUCAAUGGUGCUCCCCCAAAGCUUUGUAUAUGCCUUCUUAAUGUUAUUAAUAAUUGUUUGAAAUGCUCAAGAAAGAAGCUAUGAACAUGUUGCAUUGUAAUAUACAUCACUUACGAAUCAUGAGUUCUGUCUAAACAGUGACUGCUUUGUCUUUGUAUGCAUAUGCCAAAGUUAA
This is a messenger RNA of Synchiropus splendidus (mandarinfish), 1161 nucleotides long. RefSeq names its product GTP cyclohydrolase 2 (gene gch2). Lineage: Eukaryota; Metazoa; Chordata; Actinopteri; Syngnathiformes; Callionymidae. The transcript has 6 exons. Gene Ontology annotation, biological process: tetrahydrofolate biosynthetic process; tetrahydrobiopterin biosynthetic process. Gene Ontology annotation, cellular component: cytoplasm. The record is from RefSeq and is a predicted model, not a curated record. Gene Ontology annotation, molecular function: GTP cyclohydrolase I activity; GTP binding; zinc ion binding. The coding region runs from base 66 to 767 and encodes 233 amino acids.